This is a messenger RNA of Selaginella moellendorffii, 1032 nucleotides long. RefSeq names its product probable 39S ribosomal protein L24, mitochondrial. Gene Ontology annotation, biological process: translation. Gene Ontology annotation, cellular component: mitochondrion; ribosome. Gene Ontology annotation, molecular function: RNA binding; structural constituent of ribosome. The transcript is spliced from 5 exons. Bases 35 to 742 code for a protein of 235 amino acids. NCBI's taxonomy places the organism in Eukaryota, Viridiplantae, Streptophyta, Lycopodiopsida, Selaginellales, Selaginellaceae. The record is from RefSeq and is a predicted model, not a curated record.
GGUAAAAAUGCCCUAAAAGCGCCCUAGCGAAGGCAUGGCAGUGGGCUUCAAGCGCCCGAUCGUCACAUUCAACAGAUGGAAGAUUUUGCGAGGCGACAAGGUGAAGAUCAUCACUGGAAAUGAUAAAGGCCUGACUGGGACGGUUAAGGAGGUUUUCCGGAAGAGAAACAAAGUGAUUGUGGAGGGCAGGAAUCUGGUGAAGCGGCAUGUCAAGCGCACCGUAGACAAUCUGACCGGCGUUGUGACCAAAGAGUCUCCGAUCCACGUUUCCAACGUCAUGCUUGUGGAUCCAGUUAGCGGGGGUCGAGUGAGAAGCAAAUGUGGCUUCCUGCAGGACGGGAGCAAAGUGAGGAUAUCCGUUGGCACGCUUGCGACAGGGAGCGUCAUACCCAGGCCUGCCUGCCUAGCGUUCAAAAAAGUUCGUCUGGAUGGUGGCCCCAAGAAUACACUCAAGGACGACGUGCUGGAGAGGACCUACGAUCCUGCCAUAGGCCUGGGCAUCCAUCCGUCCCGCAACUUCUUCUGGAUGUACGAGCCAGUGUAUCCAGUGCUACCACGCUUCCCACCCAGCGAAGCCAGAGGGCCUCGAGCUUAUGACUACUACAGGAACCUCAACCAGGCUCCCAACAGGCUGCCCUACACUCCGUCAAAACGAGAGCAACGGGCUGCCAGGCUCAAGGAGAAGCAGGAAGUGAUUGCUGCUAUUGCUGCUCAGCAGAAACAGAAGGAGCAGGCAUCAUGAAGAGCCAUAGCUGUUUUUCACGAAACACCAAAGUCACUUCUCCACUGCAAUAACCUGAGUUGGUCCCGCUGCUGAAACUGCCGAAAGGGCCGAGCCUGUCAAAGCUAAUGAUCCUCGCACAAAGUCAGUCGCUUUUUUCGCUCCUUGCCACAAGCACCACCAGAACAAGAUCCAAGCUGCAAGACAGAGUGCAUUUAGUUGCUUUGUGACAAGGACUGCCUCACCUGUAACUAGGAUGGCUGCACCGAUUGUGCUGAGAGCAAUGCAGGAGAUUGCCACGGCAGCUGUUA